Messenger RNA from Tachysurus fulvidraco (yellow catfish), 4801 nucleotides. Its product is annotated as toll-like receptor 3. Gene Ontology annotation, molecular function: protein binding. Gene Ontology annotation, cellular component: plasma membrane. Bases 1041 to 4565 code for a protein of 1174 amino acids. The transcript is spliced from 3 exons. NCBI's taxonomy places the organism in Eukaryota, Metazoa, Chordata, Actinopteri, Siluriformes, Bagridae. The record is from RefSeq and is a predicted model, not a curated record.
AAAACAGCAAAAAACCCGUGCCACCACGACCCAACAACUGAGGCCUGCUACACAGGUAGCGACCCCGGACCCUGGGGCUCUGUCUUCACCCCGCAGCUCCACCUCUCCCAGGGAAGUCGCCCAGAGCUUAUUCUGAGGUGAUCCUGAUUCCAUGUGAGGUGGGAAUGUACCUUGGAUGGAGCACCAGUCCAUCGCAGGUCAACAUGCACGUGCAUGCACAUGCACAUGCACACACACAAACACACACACACACACACACACACAAGCACAGUCACACCUUUUGGCAAUUUGUUAUUUUGCAUUUAUUUUAGUAGGAAAACGCAGUGAGAUUAGCAGCCAUACAUACAAGUAUACAUAAAAACAUUGUACAAACUAAUUAAUUAAAAUAUAACAUUGUACAAACAAUAUAACAUUGUACAAACAAAUUAAUAAAAUUAUUUUAAAUUAAUUACAAUAUAAUACAUUAUAUAAUUAGUAAUAGUAAUACUAAUAAAUAUCAGUAUUUCACCAAGUCAUUUAGAAUACUUUUUAAAUAAAUUUUUAUUUUUAUUUAUUUUAUUUAUUUUAUUAUUUUUAAAGCAUGCAACCCUCUGCACCACCACCCUGCCCUGUUUGCACAUACAGGAUUAAACCUGGCACAAACAACACUAGCAGUAGUGACAUGAUAAUAAACACACAAUCAGGCACACUAAACAUUUCCCUUCAUAAACCUGAUCAUUUUUUCUCCCCAUACACUAUGUACUGUUCAAUUAUUACAUGCAAGCACAUUAUCUACAUAAUGCAUUGUAAGCAUUUCUGCACUGCAUAUCUUAGCAUUUUAAUGCCUUUUCUACAUCAUGCUUUCCUCUUUCCUUUGAUGUGGCAGGAAUCAGGUACAUUCUUGUCGAAGCUGUCAUCAGUGGUUUUUCUUCUUAAAUAGAUGUAGACGUGCUUCCAUAUGCACACAAGCUUUGCUGAGUCUGAUUUCCUUUCUUCGAAUACUCUGAAAAGCUUUGGAUACUGAACAAUAUAUUGCAAUACAUUGGUCAAAGUUUUGAACCAUGCUUACACACGUCAGUGUAAUCAUGACCAUCGUUGCAGUGGCUGAUGCUUGUGUAAUGGCUUGUGAGUGUGUUGAUAACACCACAGUCACUUGUUUAAACAAGAAUCUGUUGGAACUGCCUCUACCUUUGCAAGGUACCAAGUUCCUAUUGGUUAGUAACAACAGGAUCCAGGCUCUUCCCAGAAAAGGUUUAGAAGAGUUACAUGUACUUGAUCUUACCAACAACAACCUUAGUAAGUGGCUCACUGGUGCUACCAGACUACCAAAUAUGGUAAACCUUACUCAUCUGCAUCUAAGAGGAAAUGGACUUAGUACUUUUAUCACUGGAGUGUUUCAAGAACUGAAGAAUUUGACUUACUUGGACCUCACUGAAAACAAUGUUAAAAUUAUCCCCCAGAAGUUCCUCCAAGGUUUGAGCAAACUCCAAACUCUUAGUUUAAGCUUAAACCAGAUACAUACCCUCUCCUGUGGAGCUUUUGAAGAAGCAUCUGAACUUAGGGAGCUCCACCUGAACAGUAAUAACAUAGAGGUGAUAGAUACGUGUAUGUUUAAAAACUGUCAGAAUCUAAACAGGCUCUUCCUGUCCAACAACCGUUUGAAAAGUGUAAAUCAAGGGACCUUCCGAAGUGCCACUGGCCUGGUUCACCUUGAUCUCAGUAACAACAUGCUUACCAUUGUUCCCACUGAUGCCCUUCAAGACACCUCUAAUCUCACCAGCCUCUACUUGCAGAAAAACUCCAUCAUGUAUGUUCCAGAAAAUGCAUUCUCUGGAUUAUCAGCGUUGAAAAAGCUGUAUCUGUACAGUAACCGCAUUGAUUUUUUGGCUGUGAGCUCUUUCAGUGGUCUUUACCAGCUUGGUGAACUAGACUUGAGUCUCAACCAGCUGCAAUCUCUCUCCUUGCAACAAUUUCAAGAUCUAAGAAAACUUGAAAAACUUAAUCUAUAUAGCAAUGCAUUCACAUUUCUUCCAAAUGACCUGUUUAAUAAUUUGAAAAAACUGAAGGAACUAGAGCUUGACAGAAAUAAUAUUCAAGUCAUCACACCAGAUCUAUUUCAGCCACUUUCAAAGCUCAGGGUUUUACAGCUGGACAAUAAUCAUAUCUCAGACGUCAACCUAUCCUCGUUUGCAACAAUGAGAAAGCUUAAACACCUGGAUCUAAGCAAAAAUCAUUUGACAAAAAUUUCAAAUAGGAUUUUACAAAAUGAAUCAUUGCCACUCAAUGGUGCCCAGCACCAAUCCUCACAAGGGGGUCCUGAACUUAGUGACCUUAACCUGAGCAAUAAUAAAAUUCAGGUGAUAGAUAAGCACGUGUUUGAGAAUUACACCAAUUUGAAGAAACUCUUUCUGUCCAACAACCAUUUGAAGAAUUUAGAGGAAGGGACAUUCAGGGGAGCACUGGUCCUAAUUCACCUUGAUCUUAGUGAAAACAGGCUUACAUUUGUGCCCAUCCUUGCACUUAAGGAUACCCCUAAUCUUACAAGUCUAUUCUUGCAGAAAAAUGAAAUUACAUUCAUCCCCAAAAAUGCUUUUGCAGGACUGUCUGCACUAAAGAAACUAGACUUGAGCAAUAAUGCCAUUUUAAGUUUAGAUGAGAAGUCCCUGAUGUCUCUGUUCAACCUUGUGGAGUUAGAUUUGAGCUUCAACCAACUUAAAACUCUUACAAGUGCACUUCAUGACUUGGCAAAACUGAAGAUCCUUAAAUUGCACCAAAAUGCUCUGGUAUCACUUCCUAAUGGUGUGUUCAACAAUUUGAUGGAAUUAACUGAACUACGACUUGAUAACAAUUAUAUAUCUGACAUCAUAACUGAUCUAUUCCGUCCACCAACUAAACUUCAAGAUUUAGACAUGGAUAGUCAUCAUAUCUCUGGGUUUAACUUAUCCUCAUGCACAACACUGACAAACAACCUCCAGAAAAAGAUUUUGCAAGAAACUUCCAAGGAUCUUUUCAACAUUACACUGCCUACCAGAGAUAAUGUGAAAUCCCUAGCCUCUGAUGCCAAACGUAGGGAGCUGUUGAUCAGUAAUAAUGCAGAGCUGAUCGAUAUGAACUGUACCACCGCAAUCAGGCACUAUAAUUCCAACAACCACUUAAGAAGUGGAGAGAAAGGAAAGCAUUCAAUGAGAUUGACUGAUCUUGAUCUUAGCAAAAACAAUCUUAGUACUAUCCCCAGUGGUGCCUUUAAGUAUACUACCAAUCUCACUAGACUCUACUUGCAGAAAAAUGCUAUUGACUUUGUCCCUGAAAAAGCUUUCUCUGGACUAUCUGAAUUGAGAAAAUUGGAUUUAAGCAAAAAUCAACUCAUUAUUUUGCAUGAAAACUCCUUUAUGGAACUUUUCCAGCUUUCUGAACUAGAUUUAAGCUUCAACCAGUUGCAGGAUCUUCCAUCAAAUGUUUUCCAAGACUUGGGAAACCUGGAGGUUCUCAAUUUAUAUCACAAUGAUCUGGCAUCACUUCCCAACAUCUUGUUCAACAAUCUGACCAAAUUAAGAGAAUUAGUGCUUGAAAGAAAUAAUAUCACUGUCAUUGCAUCAGAUCUAUUCCACCAAUUGACCGAACUCAGAGAAUUACAGCUGGACAACAAUCACAUCUUGGAGCUCAACUCAUCUUUAUUUAGAACACUGACAAAGCUGCAGCGAAUCUAUUUAAACAACAACAUUAUUAUGAGAAUUCCCAAUCAUUUUCUACACAAAGCACAACAUCUGAAAGUGCUACAUCUGAUGAACAAUAAUAUUUCCUCAAUUUUACAGUUUGCUUUCAAAGGCCUUUACAGACUCCGUUCUCUGAGGCUCAGCAACAACAGCAUUUCUGUUCUUCAUGCUGACAUGCUAAAUGGUCUUGAUGACUUACGGGAGCUCGGGCUAAAUAUUAACCAGAUAGAGAGGAUCCCAACUGGGUUUUUUGCAAGGCUUCAGAACUUGAGAACACUUGACUUGGCCAACAAUUUUUUGGGUUCCCUGUCCAGUGAGGAUUUCAAAGACUUGACAGCAUUAAGAGAGUUAUAUCUGAGUUUCAAUAAACUCGAUAAACUACCACAUAACAUUUUCAAGACACUGGGCAGAUUGCAGAAACUCUUCUUGCAAAACAACCUCCUGUCCUACUUACCCCCAACAGUGUUCUCUUCUUUAACCUUUUUGCAAGAGCUUGAUUUGGAUAACAACAAGCUCCAGCAUCUUGCCACUGUACAAUUUCAAGGCCUGAAAAACUUGAAACAACUUGAUCUUAGAUCAAACCAGUUAAAGUCAUUGGAUGAAGGGACCCUAAGGGAACUGAUAGCACUGAAAUCCAUACAUCUCAGCGCAAAUCCAUGGGACUGCACUUGUGCAUCUAUUAUGUAUGUCAGGACAUGGAUUCGUAAGAAUAGUCAGUUAGUAAAGGAUAGCACCACCUGCUCUAGAAAUCUCUCUCUUCCUGUCUCAGACAUACAGCAUUGUGUAAGUGCUGCAUAUUUCUCUGUAUGUAAACCACAAACACAGAUAAUAACCACCAUAACAGCUGUCAUUCUUAUAUUCUGUGGGACUUAGGUUUUUUCUGCAAAUUGCUAUUGUUUCCUUUUGCUAUAAUGCAAAAGAUGCAUCGUAAACUCAGCCUUAAUGUGCAAAUGAUAAACUGUACAACAAUGCUGUAAAAAUGUGACUAUGAUGUGACUCUCAAUGAUUCAGUAACAAUUUUUAUUUUAGCCACAAAAAUGGCAUCUUGUAUAACCUUUUUUUAUUGACCCUGCUUUGUGAUCAUGUGCAUUAAAUGCUAUACAAAUGAA